Molecule: messenger RNA, 2125 nt
Organism: Chenopodium quinoa (quinoa)
Lineage: Eukaryota; Viridiplantae; Streptophyta; Magnoliopsida; Caryophyllales; Amaranthaceae
Product: beta-glucuronosyltransferase GlcAT14A-like
Exons: 4
Coding region: 732-1940 (402 amino acids)
Cellular component (GO): membrane
Molecular function (GO): glucuronosyltransferase activity
Source: RefSeq, a predicted model, not a curated record
UACUUAUCGCUAAAACAUCUUUAUCUAUGUAAUUGCUAAAAUAAAAAAAAAUUCAUGUUAAUAUGAAUCUAAUGACAUCUCAUGGCUGUUUUCGAAUAAGCCAAUCCAUUCGAGAUCCUGCAACUUCACUUUAUUUCCUAUUCACUCAGCUACCUUUAAUCUGUUAAGCGAGAGCAAUCUAAUGAUAUCUCGUUUGAUAAAAUAUAUACUAGCAUAUAUUUUUUUUAUCUUAAAAAAUUUGUGUACAAAUAAGAUCAAAACUUAGUCAAAUUUAAAAAUUAGAUCCCACCAAAUUAGAUUAGAGAAAUUUUAUCUCAAAGAAGUAAGUUUGGUAUGCACCCAAUUACCCAUGAUGAGUUAUAAAUCCACCCACCCGAACCUCAACAAAUAAAGGCAACCAUUUGUGAUUUGUUGUUGUUGGUAGUAGACAUUCAAGAUUCAACAAUGCUAAUAAAUAUAUGUCAACCAUGUCUGAAUUGACAGAUGGAGGCCUUAACAUCCAAGCAAAGAAUAAUCCCCCCACCAAAAGUUCUAAAUCUACACUCUUCCACCUCCAAAUUUUCAAAUAAUUAACCAAAAAACUUCCCCUAAAUUUCAAACAUACCCUUUAUCUCUUUAUUACCAGAAAAACCUGACUUUUUUCUUUCUACACUACAUAAAUCCACUGUUCUUCUUCAUUAUUCUCCCUUAUGUUAUUAUACCCAAAAAAAUCCCAUUAAUUAAUUCUAAUAAUGGGUACCAAAAAAUUAAUGCUAACCCUCAUUUUAUCAUCAAUCAUAAUCUUCCUUGUUUACAUCUUAACCAUAUUAACAAAACCCACAAUUAUACCCACUAAUAAUUCCUUCAAAUUAGUCAUAAAACCCAAUAUUACCAAAACUUAUCCUGUCACAUUUGCAUACUUGAUCUCAGCAUCAACAAACGACGUUCUUAAGUUAAAGCGCACAUUACUUGCACUUUAUCAUCCGGGUAAUUACUACUUGAUCCAUUUUGAUUAUGGAGCUCCGAAAUCACAGCAUUUAGAAGUUGCAGAAUUUGUAUCAAAGAAUGAAGUUUUUUCUCAAGUUGGAAAUGUUUGGAUUAUUGGUAAACCAAAUCUAGUUACUUAUAGAGGUCCCACUAUGCUUUCUGCUACAUUACAUGCCAUUUCCAUUCUUCUAAAGACUUGCCAAUGGGAUUGGUUUAUUAAUCUCAGUGCCUCUGAUUAUCCUUUGGUUACUCAAGAUGAUUUAAUUCAUGCCUUUUCUGACGUACCAAGAGAUUCAAAUUUUGUACAGCAUUCCAGUCGGCUGGGUUGGAAAUUGAAUAAAAGGGGAAAGCCAGUGAUAAUUGAUCCGGCUUUAUACAGUCUAAAUAAAUCACAGGUUUGGUGGGCUGUUAAGCAAAGGGGUCUACCUAGUUCCUUCAAGUUGUUCACAGGCUCUGCUUGGACAGUUUUAUCAAGGUCCUUUGCUGAGUAUUGCAUAGUAGGAUGGGAAAAUCUUCCAAGGACACUACUGCUCUAUUACACCAACUUUGUCUCCUCGCCGGAGGGCUACUUCCAAACAGUCAUAUGCAACUCUCAGGACUACAAGAACACUACAAUUAAUCAUGACUUACACUAUAUCAGUUGGGAUAACCCUCCUAAGCAGCAUCCGAGAUCACUUGGUCUCAAGGAUUUCCGUAGAAUGGUCCUUAGUAACCGACCAUUUGCUAGGAAGUUCAAGAAAAAUGAUCGCGUUCUGGACAAAAUUGAUCGAGAAAUUCUCAAGAGGAUUAAGUGGCAUGAUACAUUUAGCUAUGGUGGGUGGUGUGGGGGGACUGAUGGAGGACAGGACAGUUGCUCAGGGUUAAAAGCUGAGAAUUAUGGUGUUUUGAAACCUGGUGCUGGUUCCAGAAGACUUAAAACUUUGUUAACAAAAUUGGUUUCUGCUAGGAAAUCUAGUAAACAUUGGUGUAGAUGAGACACCACCACCAAUUAUUUGUUUUGUGAUUCAAUUUGUGUAUGUACAAUAAUUUUGAUUACUUAAUUCAGUUAAGAAUAGUAAAUGGUACUAUAGAAGUAUUUUUGUGGAAUAAUCAAUCUUAUAGUAAAGCAAUCAAUCUUAUAGUUUUGUGAUGAUGUGUAUUCCUCGAAUAUAAUUGGAGA